AUGCGAAGUCAAGCCCGCGUAGUCAAGUACACGGAGCUGAGGAGGAUAGGCGAAGGUAAGAUGCCAGGGGUAGGUUCGACUCCUAGGUCAGGUUCCAUAGCGAAGAUUCCGAAAGAACAUCAGAGACUGAGACCCGGAACCAUCGAACCCUUGGCUUUAUGUCCGGCCUGGGAAAAGUCGGUUACCAGACAGACCAAUAAGGACGAGACGAGCAGAGAGAGGAGACAGACUCCAAAGGGGAGACUUCGAAUAGGGACGAGCUUGACAUCGAUCGAGCACUGCCCUGUCUCUUCUACGGCUUGGGAAUCUAAAGAAAGCGGGGACCGAUAUCUCGGAGUACUCAGUGGAGGAUAUAGGGGAGAAGUAUGUAUUCCUAGAUUGGCUAGCUGUAAACCUUACAUGUUGUCAUCGACCUAUCAAAAGAAAGCAAAUGCUCUUCUAUGGUCCUCAAAAGACACUGAUCAUUCAUUUUUGAAAGUCAGUUCUUCGAAUCUAUUUCUUCUCUUUCUUAUCGGAAGUCUUUUGUCGCGCGAUGAACCGGGUGAAGAAAACCAACGAUCAAUAGCCAGAUGGGGAUACCCGCAAGUGUUGGUUCGAGUCCAGCUCGUCAGCUCAGCAGAAAUGAAUGUAGAAGUAGAACCCUUAGCUUAG
Messenger RNA from Striga asiatica, 651 nucleotides. NCBI's taxonomy places the organism in Eukaryota, Viridiplantae, Streptophyta, Magnoliopsida, Lamiales, Orobanchaceae. The record is from the annotation of a GenBank genome assembly.